Lactuca saligna is the source of this 786-nucleotide messenger RNA. The record is from the annotation of a GenBank genome assembly. NCBI's taxonomy places the organism in Eukaryota, Viridiplantae, Streptophyta, Magnoliopsida, Asterales, Asteraceae.
AUGGUGCCGGUGGUCCAAUUGAUCGGCGAAGAGAAUGAGGAAACAAUGAAAGAAAGAGGAAACGACGAGAUAAAUGGGAUAUUCGCCGGCGGUAUCAAACGCCGGUUGGUAUCCUUGCCAGAAGUGCUUACUAUGUUUUCGAAGAUGGGUAAUAAUGAUUGGGGUAGAAGGAGGAAUGUGCAUGGGGAUUCUAGGGUUCAGGAUGGAAGACAUCAUGCAAAAGGUAAUAUGGUGGAUGCUUUUAUAUCCACUAAAUUGUCCAAAAGGGGGAAGCGAUUUGGUUUUGUUAGAUUUUCUAAUGUUCGUAGUGAAGAUCGAAUGAUCAAAUGUCUAUGUGAGGUCUGGUUUGGGACGUAUAAGAUGUUUGCUUCAUCUCCUCAAUUCAAAAAAGAGGACAUUAAUCCACUGCAGAAGAAAAUUGAUCUGAAGUCUAGUGGCAAGAUUGUCCAUAACUCACAGGUCUCGUCUUCUUUAAAUUCUUAUGCAAGCAUUGUUAAAGGAACAGGUGUGGUGAAUGGUAAUAAUGAACAGAUACAAGAGGUUAUUGAAUUAUCUUCUGGAGACUUCAUUGUUGAGAGAUAUGACAGGGCUUGCUUGGUGAAAGCGAUAGAUUUUCUGAUUCUCCCUAAUCUACGUAUGCUCUGUUUAGACGAAGGUUUUGAAGACUUUAAUAUGAAAUAUGUUGGAGGUUUAUGGGUAUUGAUUGAAUUUAAAUCGAUGCAUGCAUGUGAAAAUUUUAUGAGUUCGGAUGUGAUGGACCAUUGGUUACUAGAGAAGCGUGACUAG